AUUCGGGCAAGAGCAACCUCAAUCUCAAACGUCAGUAAUAUUUUUUCGUGAUGUGGACAGUGCUGCAAUUGAGAUAACGCACUGCGAUUUUUGGAAAGCUGAAAAGCGGACGCGAGGCGAUGUAGUCAAAAACCGAAAAGCAGAAGAAAAAAAAGCAUAAGGUUGAAAAAAACAGUUGUUUCCUAGUUCGCCUGAAAUGGCCUAUCAGACUUUAAUGCAGGAAUACCUGCAUAUGCCUGUUGUUACACGAGCUUACACGACUGCUUGUGUCAUCACUACUCUCGCCGUGCAAUUGGACUUGGUUUCACCGUUCCAACUCUACUUCAACCCAAUUUUAAUAAUCAAGAGAUAUCAGCUAUGGCGGUUAAUUACGACAUUCCUCUUUUUUGGAACCGUUGGAUUCAAUUUUGUUUUCAACAUGAUAUUUACGUACAAAUAUUGUCGGAUGUUAGAAGAAGGUUCUUUCCGUGGAAGAACGGCCGACUUUGUGAUGAUGUUCAUCUUCGGAGGCGUGUGUAUGAUCAUUUUUGCAUUUUUUGUUAAUUUAUUAUUUUUGGGACAUGCGUUUACAAUCAUGUUAGUGUACGUCUGGUCGAGGCGGACGCCCUUCGUUCGAAUGAACUUUUUUGGGCUUCUCAAUUUCCAAGCUCCUUAUUUGCCCUGGGUGCUUCUGGGAUUUUCGGUCCUUCUGGGCAAUGCCAUCUGGGUGGAUCUCAUUGGUAUAGCAGUAGGACACAUAUACUAUUUUACCGAGGAUGUAUUUCCCCGGCUGCGGGGUGGAUUCCGCAUUCUUAAGACCCCGCAAAUACUAAAGACUCUUUUCGAUGCGCACAACGACGAUCCCGAUUACACGCCUCUACCGGAAGAUAGGCCAGGUGGCUUUAAUUGGGGACGAGCAGCCAAUGUGCAGUAAUUACCCAAAAAACUUUCCAAUUCCAAAUAAUUUCCGGUGUGAUUGAUAAAUAAUUAUUUUUUCGAAUCGCGCGGAAUGAAAGCGAAAACUGCGUUUAUAUCCGAAGGGAUGAGAUAGCUCCCUUCAAAAAUUUCUAGCAGUGGGUGGUGGUACUGCUUAUUUCGAAUUACAGUGUCAACGUUCGUGCCAUGCGCAUGUAUUCCACCUCUUAGGGGCAAUUAUCAUCUCACGAUAUCAAUUCAUUAUUUUGCAAGAACUUAUAAACUAAUGAGUUGACUAAAUUUUCUCUAAGAAAGAAUUUCUCAGAAAAAAAAUAUUGCUAUUCCAGAUAGACUCGAUUUUAUCACAGAUAGACUCUUUUUUCCAGGUAGACUCUUUCUUUUUCAAAUAGACUCUAACAGAAAAAGAGUAUUGCUAUCCCAGAUAGACUCCUUCUAUCACAGAUAUUCUAUCAGAAAAAAUUUUUGCUAUUAAAGAUAGACUCUUUCUGUCACAGAUGAACUCUUAUUUUCCAGGUAGAAUCUUUCUGUUCCGAAGAGACGGUUUCUUUUCCAGAUAGACUCUUUCUAUUUCAGAGAAUGCUUGAGAACCUUUUAAUGCCAGAGAGACUUUUUCUAUUGCAGAUAGACUCUUUCUAUCCCAGAGAGAUUUCUUCUUUUCCAAACAGACUCUUUCUGUCUUCGAUAGACUCUUUCUAUGUCAGAUAGACCUUCUAUUUCAGAAAGACUUUUUCUAUUCCAGAGACACUAUUUCGGCCCUAGAGACACUUUCUAUCAUAGAUAGACUCUUUCUAUUGCAAGGAGGCGUAUCACAAAACGACUAUUGCUAUCCCAAAGGCUCUGCCUGUCUCAGAUUCUGUUCCAAAUUACCCUUUCCGUCAUGGAUAGGAUAAUUGUUAUGCUAGGUUGACUCUUUCUUUUCCAGAAAGACUUUCCACACCAGAGAGACUAUUUCUAACAUAGAGAGACUAUUAUUAUCCUAGAGAUAGUCUUUCUAUCCCAGAUAGACUCUUUCUAUGCGAGAGAGAAUCUAUAAAAAAAAAAUUAUUGCUAUCUCAGAUAGACUCUUUUUUUCCAAGUAGACUCUUUCUGUUCUAAAGAGACUCUUUCUUUUCCAGAUAGACUUUCUAUUUCAGAGAAUGCUGAAGAAUCUUUUAAUGCCAGAGGGAAGCUCUCAGUAAACGAUUAUUGACAUCCCAGAGACUUUUUCUAUACAGAUAGACUUCAUCUAUCCCAGAUAGAUUCAUUCUGUUUCAAAGAGACUCUUUCUAUCACAGAUAGACUCUUCAUAUUCCAGAGAAUUCAUGAGAAUCUUUUGAUGCCAGAGACUUUUUCUAUUUCAAAUAGACUCUUGCUAUCCCAGUGAGACUCUUUCUAUCCCAUAUAGAGGCUAUCCGUUCCAAACAGACUCUUUCUGUCCCAGAGAAAUUCGUUCUAUCCCAGAUAGACUCUUUUUAUUCCAGAGAAUGACUAAGAAUUUGUUUAUGCCAGCGAGACUUUUUCUAUUUCAGAUAGACUCUUUCUAACACAGAAAGACAAUUUCUAUCCCAGGGAAACUCUUUAUAUGCCGGAUAGAUUCUUUCUUUUCCAAACGACAAUUUUUCUGUCACGGAUAGACUCUUUCUAUGUCAAACAGACUCUUUCUAUCCCAGAUAGAUUCUUUUGCAAAAGAGACUCUUUCUGUCACGGAUAGACUCCUUCUAAACCAGAUACACUCUUUCUACUUCAGAAAGACUAUCUUUAUUCCACAAAGACUUUUUGUAGACCAAAAAGAUCUUUCUAUCCCAUGAAGGCUCUUUAUAUGCCAAUGGUAUAAUGUCAAUCCCAAAGAUACUCUGUCUAUACCAGAUAGAUUCCUUCUGUUCCAAACAAACUCUUUCUGUCACGGAUAGACUAUUUUUUUAGAUAGAUUCUUUUUGUUGGAAAUAGACUCUUUCUUUGAUUGAUAGACUAUUUCUAUCACAGAUAGAUAGACUCUUUCUAUCGCAGAAUGACUUUUUGUGUCCCAGAAAGACUCUUUCUAUUCCAGUCUUUUAAUCCAAACUUUUAAUGCCAGAGAGACCUUUCUAUUUUAGAUAGAUUCUUUCUAUGCCAAAAAGACAAAUUCUAUCCCAGAGAGGCUCUUUCUAUUCCAGAUAGAUUCUUUCUAUUCCAAAUAGACUCUUUCUGUGACGGAUAGACUCUUUCUAUUCCAAAGAAUGUCAGAAAAUCUUUUAUUUCAGAUAGACUCUUUCUAUCACAGAAGGACAAUUUCUAUCCUAGAGAGACAAUUUCUAUGCCAGUUAGAUUCUUUCUGUUCCAAAGAGAGUCUUUCUGUCACGGAUAGAUUUAGUUCUAUGCCAGAUAGACUCUUUCUAUUGCGAAAAGAAUGAAUCUUUUUUCACAGAUAGACUCUUUCUAUGCCAGAAAGACAAUUUCUAUCCCAGAGAGACUCGUUCUAUUCCAUGUGGAUUUUUCCUGUUCUAAAGAGACGCUUUCUGUCCCAGAUAGACUCUUUCUAUUCCAGAGAAUUCCUGAGAAUCUUUUAAUGCCAGAGGGACUUUUCUAUUUCAGAUAGACUCUUUGAUGUAGGAAAAUAGAGCGACAUAUUAGUUUAUAAGUUAUUUUGUUUAAAAGAAUUGCUUACGUGACAUUUUGAUACAUGCCUUUAAGGUCAUGUAAAACCUAGCCGAUUCCUAUUUUACCAACGAUAUUUUGGAGCAACUUACGUUCACAGUAUAUGAGAUAUUGAGUUCAAAACGUAAUAAAUUAAAUAAAAGUUAUUAAAGAAUAUUACUGUGGUCCUACAUUUUGUAGAAAAACAAACCAAAUUUUCCACUCGAUAUUUCACUUUUGUGAACGUAAGUUUUAAAAAUCUCCCGGCAACAUAGGAAAGAUAGGAAAAUAAAUAAAAAAAAAACAUUUCGUACGCGCUAGCAAUUGUAGUUGAUGUGAGACUACUUGAUGAAAUGUCUGUUGUAUAUUGUAAAUUGUAGUUAAUCCUUUUUAUCAGUUUUUUUUCUGACGUCGCUCGUAUUAUUUUACUACUGGGCGCAGUAUAUACCUUGUAUCAGUGAAGAAACGAUGUUUUAAGUAUCAGCGUUAAAAAAAAGUGUAUGUUACAUAUAAUUUUAUAUAUGCUGGAAAGCAAACAAGUCAUCAAAUUAAUGGUGCCACGUUCCUUCGGCGCAUCUCUUCAUUGAUGUGGCGCUGUGUGGAGUGUAGAAAAAUCAUUAAAAGUUUAUAUUUGUUAAUGGUUGAAAA
Molecule: messenger RNA, 4155 nt
Organism: Belonocnema kinseyi
Lineage: Eukaryota; Metazoa; Arthropoda; Insecta; Hymenoptera; Cynipidae
Gene: Der-2
Product: derlin-2
Exons: 6
Coding region: 197-913 (238 amino acids)
Biological process (GO): endoplasmic reticulum unfolded protein response
Cellular component (GO): endoplasmic reticulum membrane; Hrd1p ubiquitin ligase ERAD-L complex
Molecular function (GO): misfolded protein binding; ubiquitin-specific protease binding
Source: RefSeq, a predicted model, not a curated record